AUGUGUGAUGGAUCCUACACUUUUGAAGGUGAUCGCUUCCGUGCUCCCCCAGCCCACCUGCAGUUUUCUCAGAACCUCAUCCAGAAGCUGAUUGAUCACCUCCAGAGCCAGAAUCCGAAUUGCGAAGUCAUCCCCUUGCAGGUCUUCUUGUGCCUCUACGAGGACGGCGAGGACGCCUGUCCCAAUCACGUCCACGACUGCCGGCAGCUGACGCUGUCGUUGGGGGCGCAACGAGAGGUGGCCGUGGAGGGUCGACGGAUGCUGAUGAGGCAUGGAGAUGUCUUGAUUUUGGAUGGAGAGCGGCAUGGAGUCCCGGCACUGCAAGAGAGGACAAGUCAGUCCCGAGUGUCGGUGAACAUCUUUUUCACCACCAGCAAUGAUGCUUCUCGUCCAGUGAGUGUAAAUCAUCGAGCAGGUGCUGGUUACCAGACGACGGGCCGUGGCAAAGGUCGUGGCAAGAGCCAAAAGGCUUCGCUGCAGGAGACUGGAGCGCAAGGCACUGCUCGCCAAAACCGUUGGAACCGACAAAGGUAG
This is a messenger RNA of Durusdinium trenchii, 534 nucleotides long. The record is from the annotation of a GenBank genome assembly. NCBI's taxonomy places the organism in Eukaryota, Dinophyceae, Suessiales, Symbiodiniaceae.